CAACUAGCAAGCAAGCAAGAAAGCAAGAAAUAAUCAAGAAAAUACAUAACAAAAUUUAUUUUUCGCCGUCGCCGUCGCCGUUGCCGCCGUGGUUGUCGUCGUUGUUCUUCUUCAUUUUUUUUGUCUGUUGGAAGAGUGCAAAAGUGAAGCAAAAGCGAUAACGAUAUUGAUAUCGAUAUCAAUGCCGAUAGCGAUAAUACGCACGCUAACGCAAUCCGAAUAACCGUAAUCAAUUUAAAACAAUUGAUAAUUUGUAAUUCCAAUAGACGCCAAACAGUCGGCAGCAGCAACAGCAAUCAGCAUCAAUCGCCAUCAAUCAGGCAGGCCAAGCAGUCGCUCAAUCAGUCAGUUAACAGUAAUCGGUUUUCACCUAAUUCGGCCAAUCACACAGUUUCUUUUCUUGAUUUCGGACGACAACAAAAAGUUUUUCUUCAAAAUUCACUUUUAAAAAAGACAUCAAAACCGAAAUAAAAUAAAGAACAAUACAAAUAUAUCAAAUCAAGCGCGGGAAUAAUAAAACCAAGCAAUGCAACAGCAACAAUAAUAAUUAUCAAAUUAAAACAACUGUUAAAAAAGAAUUAGAAAAGUCCAACAAAAUUUCUGUUAGGUUUCGAAACCAGAAGCGAAAAAAACCUUUAAGCGACGAAACAAAAGAGAACAGAAACCGACACAAGGACAUGAGUCAAUGCAAAACCUAAGCGCCAAAAUUCAAAUAGCGAAACGUCCUUUUGAAGCAUUCCACGACCUAAAUUCGAGCUGCGAAAACUUUAAACGGAACUCAAAACUCUCUAGAUCAAAUACAAAUUAUACUAAAUCCAAAAUUCCUCAGUGUUUUUCGAAAGGCGAAACGUGACUUGUUUUUCGCCAAAGAGUUGUCAGAUCAACGAAAAAAAAAAAAAAUAAUAAUAAUAACAACCAAACGAACACAAUUGCCAUUAUCUAUCCUAUAUUGAUAUAUAUAUAUUCAUAUAUAUAUAUAAAAACGUGCUCUCAAGAAUUAUCCUGCGCAAAGUAGCCCCGAUCCAGAUCCCAUCAAAGCAAGCUACAAGGAAAAACUAAACACAACAACAAGAAGAACAAGCGCAGCAGCAAACGCGACUCAAAUUCAAGCAGCAGAAGCAGUAGGUACAGUUGUUUUUUUAAAGAUGGCUUCCGAACUGGAUCAAUUCGCCGAUUUGGAAUUAUCAAAAGAGGAUCGCGAGCAAAUCUUCGAUCCGCCAUUGGAUCGGCAGCAAUUGGAAGGUGCUGGCACCUCAAGUGUUACGACAUCAAAAAUCUUAAUAAGCGGCAUACCGCUGCAAACACGUUUCGAAGACAUCGAACCGCUACUGAAGCCCUAUGGCAUCGUCAAACAGUGUGAGGCUAUUUCUAGUAAGGAUCAAAAUACUCAAACAGUACAUAUAACAUUCGAAAAUCCUGAGCAGGCGCAAAGAGCUGCUGGUGGCCUGAACGGCGUCGAAUUCGAGGGCAGUAAACUGCACGCCGAGCAAUUGGACAAAAAUCAACGCCGAAGCAUACGCAAUCAGCGCAAUCCGUAUCCGGGAAUGCCGGGACCCGGCCGCCAGGCGGACUUCCCGCUACGCAUUCUGGUGCAGAGCGAGAUGGUGGGCGCCAUCAUUGGCAGACAGGGCACAACCAUACGCACCAUCACACAACAGAGUCGGGCCCGUGUCGAUGUGCAUCGCAAGGAGAAUGUUGGCUCCCUCGAAAAGUCCAUUACGAUUUAUGGCAAUCCGGAGAACUGUACCAAUGCGUGCAAGCGCAUACUGGAAGUUAUGCAACAAGAGGCACUGUCCACGAAUAAGGGUGAGAUCUGCUUGAAGAUACUAGCCCAUAAUAAUUUAAUUGGUCGCAUCAUUGGAAAGAGCGGCAACACGAUUAAACGCAUUAUGCAGGAUACGGAUACGAAGAUAACCGUUAGUUCCAUCAACGACAUCAACAGCUUCAAUCUGGAGCGUAUCAUCACGGUGAAGGGCCUCAUCGAGAACAUGUCCCGUGCAGAAAACCAAAUCAGCACCAAACUGCGCCAAAGCUAUGAGAACGAUUUGCAGGCAAUGGCGCCUCAGAGCCUCAUGUUCCCCGGUCUCCAUCCCAUGGCAAUGAUGUCGACACCGGGCAACGGCAUGGUCUUCAACACAAGCAUGCCGUUCCCCUCGUGUCAAAGCUUUGCCAUGUCCAAGACACCGGCCAGCGUGGUGCCACCGGCCUUCCCCAACGAUAUGCAGGAGACCACGUUUCUCUAUAUACCAAACAAUGCAGUUGGGGCCAUCAUCGGCACCAAGGGCUCGCACAUACGCAGCAUAAUGCGCUUCUCGAGCGCAUCCCUCAAAAUUGCGCCCCUCGACGCCGACAAGCCGCUGGACCAACAAACGGAGCGCAAGGUCACGAUUGUUGGCACACCGGAGGGUCAGUGGAAGGCGCAGUAUAUGAUAUUUGAGAAGAUGCGCGAGGAGGGUUUCAUGUGCGGCACGGACGAUGUGCGCCUAACCGUUGAGCUGCUUGUCGCCAGCUCCCAGGUCGGACGCAUCAUUGGCAAGGGCGGACAGAACGUGCGUGAGUUGCAACGUGUGACGGGUAGCGUCAUUAAGCUGCCAGAGCAUGCGCUGGCGCCACCCUCAGGCGGCGAUGAAGAGACACCUGUGCACAUCAUUGGGCCAUUCUACAGCGUUCAGUCUGCACAGCGACGAAUUCGUGCCAUGAUGCUAUCGACAAAUCCGCCACCAGUGACCAAAAAACAGAAGGCUGCCAAAGAACAACAAUUGCAACAACAACAACAACAGCAACAGCAACAACAACAGACAUUAGCCGGCGCUGCGCCAAGUGGGACUCAACAGCAGCAGCCGCAGCAGCCGCAGCAACAACAACAACAGCAGCAGCAACAGCAGCAGCAGCAACAGUCGCCGUCGCAGCAGCAGCAGCCGCUGCCGCCGCAAUCACAUCAUCAAUCGUCGUCGGCGUCGUCGGCGCCACCUGCGCAUCAUCAGCAGCAGCAGGCGUCGUCGACAGCGUCCUCACAUCAAUUGCAGCAGCAGCAGCCGUCGCCGCCGCCCGGCAACAAUGCAUCGGCUGCCACCCAACAACAACAACAGCAGCAGCAGCAACAACAGCAGCAGCAGCUGGCGAGUUCACAGCAGUAAGAAGCUGCAGCAGCCGUGUGUGGGACUGGGGCAGGGGCAAGGGCAGUGCAGAAGAGUCGGGCAAAACUCAACUUGAACAACAACGUCAAGAAUUUACCAUAAUGG
Drosophila mojavensis is the source of this 3242-nucleotide messenger RNA. RefSeq names its product insulin-like growth factor 2 mRNA-binding protein 1 (gene Imp). NCBI's taxonomy places the organism in Eukaryota, Metazoa, Arthropoda, Insecta, Diptera, Drosophilidae. The record is from RefSeq and is a predicted model, not a curated record. The transcript has 8 exons. Gene Ontology annotation, cellular component: cytosol; nucleus; cytoplasm. Gene Ontology annotation, molecular function: mRNA 3'-UTR binding. The coding region runs from base 1146 to 3137 and encodes 663 amino acids. Gene Ontology annotation, biological process: nervous system development; regulation of gene expression.